This is a messenger RNA of Opisthorchis viverrini, 198 nucleotides long. RefSeq lists its product as hypothetical. The transcript has 2 exons. Lineage: Eukaryota; Metazoa; Platyhelminthes; Trematoda; Opisthorchiida; Opisthorchiidae. The coding region runs from base 1 to 198 and encodes 65 amino acids. The record is from RefSeq and is a predicted model, not a curated record.
AUGUCGGAUGUAUUGUUUGGACCGGAUGGGGAUCCCUUCUGGUUGAAUGUAAUGGAACAAGUGGGCGAUAGGGUGAAGUCAAGAGAGGGAAAUGCACAGUUGCGGGUUUGCUAUCAAACUGGGUAUAGCAGUGCCAUGCCAUCACUGCACCGAAAUACUUCGGUUUCUGGAGAGCCCCGUAAAGGACGUCAUUUUUGA